UAAGAUAAUUUCAGCGCCUCUCAACUCUAACGAGAUGGAUUCGAUCCCUCGUCAUCUCAAUUCGAUCCUAGGAUGAUGGAGGCUGCUGCGUAAGCUAGGUUUCCGCAUGUGUCUGGGUCUUUCUCUGACCUUACAUUACAAAAAAAACAAUAAUGUCGUUAGAGCUAAUAAAGUCAAAUCUCACGCUCAACUCCCAACGACUCAAUAAGCUUCAUCUGUAUAAAUCUGUAUGUUGAUUUAUUGAACGACGCCUUAGACGAAGAGUUGGCGUAAAGUGCUGUUGAGUUGAAGAUGAACGUAAAUUCAACGGACUUCGGCCGUGAAGAGCCCGACUUUCCUUUCCUUCAGGCUAUGUUCGACGCCCUAACGAAAUAUGUCUGGGUCCUACCAGUGGCCUUCGGGAUCCCAGGAAACAUUCUGACCAUGCUGGUAGCAAACAGGAAACACAACCGGAAGCUGUCGCCGUGUGUUUACAUGUCCGCAAUGGCCGCCACGGAUUUAAUGUUCCUGCUGGAGGUUGCGUGGUAUUAUUCGGUGUUCUUUCAAGGCAUGUUGGAUCACUGGAUAGACAAGGCUAAGAGAGGACUUAUUGUUACGUUUCAUGUAUAUCUAAUACUGGCGUUAGGGAUGUUAUCCGGUCUUUGCCUAGCUGCUAUGUCCGUCGACCGUUUGCUGGCAAUCAGGUUCCCUCUCGCUGCUGCCGGACUAUGCACGACCAAGAGGGCAAAGAUCACAGUGGUUUUGAUUACAGUCCCAAUCGCAGCGAUCAAUGUCCAUACCUUUUUCGUGUACGAUUAUAUUGAGGAUCUUGAAGCAGGGUCGCGUUUCAUAUUCUAUGAUGUUCCAGUCGCGAUAGAAAAAGCUUCCUCCUUGUUCAACAUAAUCUUUGGAACAGUGGUUCCAUCAGUCCUCAUCUUCGGCUGUAAUCUAUUGAUAAUCAUCACAGUAAAAAAAGCGGCUGCAAAUCGAGCAGUAUUUAAGUCGAAUCAAACAGUAAACAAGGACAAGGAUUCUCCGAACCUUGCAGCAAUGCUGCUAUUUGUCAGCAUUGCUUAUAUCAUUACCACGUUCCCUUAUAGAUUGUUUGCCCCCAUAAUUGAAAUCCCAACAUUCGCAGCAAUGUAUGACAUGACACAGCCAUAUUGGAGGCUAAGUUACAACAUUGGUUUGUAUGUGCUGGCGGACCUGUGGUUCUGUAACUAUGCAGUGAAUUUUUACCUCUAUUGUAUUGGAGGAGGAAAACGGUACAGAGAUGAUACGAAGGCUGUGAUUGGUCAGAUAGUUCAAUGUUGCAAAUGA
Lineus longissimus is the source of this 1299-nucleotide messenger RNA. RefSeq lists its product as uncharacterized. The transcript is spliced from 3 exons. NCBI's taxonomy places the organism in Eukaryota, Metazoa, Nemertea, Pilidiophora, Heteronemertea, Lineidae. Bases 292 to 1299 code for a protein of 335 amino acids. The record is from RefSeq and is a predicted model, not a curated record. Gene Ontology annotation, cellular component: plasma membrane. Gene Ontology annotation, molecular function: G protein-coupled receptor activity. Gene Ontology annotation, biological process: G protein-coupled receptor signaling pathway.